CCAAACUCAAAUCUUCAAUAUCUUGACAGAGAACAGCUGGGGCUGAAGAGUAGCGUAGAUCAAGUUUAAAAGGUUUUAAAACAGAAUUCUUCCCGCGGAUAUAUCAUUUGCGCAUACAAGAAUCCCCUCGGCAAUGAAGCUCCACUUUCUCGUCACUACCGCCGCAGCUCUGCUCGUUGCUUUUCCACCACGUAUGAACGAGUGCCGAGCAGUGGACGGUCCUGACCAGCGAGCCUCCCUCUCCGCCAACGCGCUCGAAGAGGAGGAAGACCAGAGGCGCACACGGCCCAUUUGGGCACGGCUGGGAGAGGAAUACUUCAUCCGGGUGGGCAACGGGAAUAAGCGCGAGCGUGAGUUCGAGCCUGAGACGCGCCCCGAACCGGCGUCUGCGGUGUUCAAACGCGCUCUGCAGCUAAGGCUCACACAGCAUCUGCUCCGCGAAGAGGACGAGGUCGCCGAGGCGGCCCGCGGGCUGCGCGACGCCCCCGCAGAGAGACCACGCCGCGCCGAGGAGCCGCCCAUCUCCCUGGACCUGACCUUCCACCUGCUGCGGGAGGUGCUAGAGAUGGCAAAGGCCGAGCAACUCGCGCAGCAGGCGCACAGCAACCGGAAAAUGAUGGAGAUUUUCGGCAAGUAGCCUUAGAUCUGACAAAGAGGAUUUUUUUUUUUUUUACAUUUAGCACAAACCAUAACAUCCUGUACCACAGUGCUGC
Molecule: messenger RNA, 713 nt
Organism: Tachysurus vachellii
Lineage: Eukaryota; Metazoa; Chordata; Actinopteri; Siluriformes; Bagridae
Gene: crhb
Product: corticotropin releasing hormone b
Exons: 2
Coding region: 134-637 (167 amino acids)
Cellular component (GO): extracellular region
Molecular function (GO): hormone activity
Source: RefSeq, a predicted model, not a curated record